UAGAUCUAGAUUAGAAACCGCUAGAUCUAGAUAAUAUUUUUCUAGACAUGUCUUUGCCAGGACAGGAUAAUGCAGGAAGACUAAAGGGUGUCACUGUUGUUAAACCUGUUAUCUAUGGCAACAUUGCUCGAUAUUUUGGGAAGAAAAGAGAAGAGGAUGGACACACGCAUCAAUGGACGGUCUAUGUUAAGCCAUAUAAAAAUGAGGAUAUGUCUGCCUAUGUAAAAAAAGUAAAUUUCAAACUACAUGACAGCUAUCCAAAUCCUAAUAGAGUUGUCACAAAACCACCUUACGAAGUAACAGAAACUGGAUGGGGAGAAUUUGAAAUUAUUAUCAAGAUUUAUUUUAACGAUCCAAUGGAAAGACCAGUUACCAUCUACCAUUUGUUGAAAUUAUUUCAAAGUGAAACAGAUGUCAUGCUAGGGAAAAAGUCUCUUGUUGUAGAGUUCUAUGAUGAAAUGAUUUUUCAAGAUCCAACAACAGCAAUGAACUCGAUGCUUGCCAAUACUACAUCCUUGGGUAUUGGACCAUACAAACAUGAGACGGAUUUUGAAGAAAAACGAGAGCAAACAAAAAACAAGAUCAACAAUGCUCACAGUAAGAUUAGAUUUGAAAUUGACCAGAUGAAUGAAAAAUUAAAGAAAGCUAAAGACUCCAUAGCUAAAAUGAAGAAAGAAAUCUCCAAGUUAGAAGAAGGUGCAGCAAUAGAUGCAGAUCAUACGUUAUGAUAAUAAACUCAUCUGACU
This is a messenger RNA of Physella acuta, 746 nucleotides long. Its product is annotated as YEATS domain-containing protein 4. Gene Ontology annotation, biological process: regulation of DNA-templated transcription. The record is from RefSeq and is a predicted model, not a curated record. Lineage: Eukaryota; Metazoa; Mollusca; Gastropoda; Physidae.